AUGGCUGUGUGUGCCAGGCUCUGCGGAGUGGGUCAGUCGCGGAGGUGCAGGCGGCGACAGCGGCAUAAUCAACAGGACCAGGGAAGCGACUCCGACAUGGACGAUGAGGAAGGGGUGCGGAUUGUGGGCAAGACACAAGCCGUCACUGGCGGCCCCGAAAACCCCUCGACCGCGGCAGGGCCGAGUUUGGCCCACGAAGCCACUGCUGAAUGUGGUCGUGCAAAUGUCAGACUUUCGUAUGGGCAAAGUGCAAGCACCGGACCACCGAACCCGCAGUCCCUGUUGGAUCUGCCCCCAGAGCUUUUGGUGGGAAUAUUCUCCUCGCUGCCGGGCACAGAGCUUCCAAACCUUGCGCUCGUCUGCAAGACAUUCAGGCAAAUCCUCAGCACGGAAACCAUCUGGAGAAGGCGAUGCACGGAGGAGUUUGGCAUGAGGGAAGACCUGCGCAAGAUAGAAGUGGUGGGUGUGUCCAGUCGGGAGCUCUAUGCCAAACUGCUGCACCCAUACAGACACAUCCUGGGUCUUUGGCAGCCUGACAUAGGGCCGUACGGAGGGCUGCUCAACGUGGUGGUUGAUGGGCUAUUCAUCCUUGGCUGGAUGUAUCUGCCCCCUCACGACCCUCGGGUCGAGGAUCCCAUGAGGCGGCGGCCACUCUUCCGCAUCCACAUGUUGGAGAGCAACAAGGCAGCAGUGGAGUGUAUGUAUGGACACAAGGGCCCUCACAAGGGGGACGUCCAAACUGGGAAGAAGGAUGAGUUCUCGACCAAGUGCAACCAGACAGACCAUCACCGCAUGCCAGGGGGGAGGCAGGAGGAGUUUCGGACGUGGCUUGAGGAGGAGUGGGGGAGGACACUGGAGGACAUCUUCCAUGAGCACAUGCAGGAGCUCAUACUCAUGAAGUUCAUCUACACAAGCCAAUAUGAUAACUGCCUGACGUACCGGCGGAUCUACCUCCCUCCACGACUGCCCUCUGAUCUGUUGCAGCCGGGCCUGUUCAAAGGCACCUACGGCAGCCACGGCCUGGAGAUCAUCAUGCUCAGCUUCCAUGGGCCUCGCGCCAGGGCCACCAAGCUCACCGGGGAUCCCAACGUUCCAGCAGGCCAGCUAACGCUCGAUGUGGACCUGAAUCGGCCUGUGCACCUUCCGGACCUCGAGCACCAGCGCAGCGUGGAGGAGCUGUCUCGCCUGGUGCUGGGGGUACAUGAGGAGGCGCAGCAGGAGGCACAGAGCCCAGAUGUGGCCCCCCAGGGGGUUGCUGUUGUAGAGGGGGCUGUGGCCCCCCAGGGGGUUGCUGUUGGAGAGGGGGCUGUGGCCCCUCAGAGGGCUGCUGCUGCAAAGGGGGCUGUGGAUGGUGGCGGGGCAGAGGGUCUGGAGUUGGCUAUGGAAGCCCAAUCAGAGAGCUGCCAGCCUGGGCCCAGCAGCAGCAGUGCUCCCUCGGAGGCCCAGCCCUUUGUCCUGCCUCUGGGGGUCAUGGCCCGCAACGAGGUGUACCCUCGUACUUGCAAGAUGUGUUUCUACGGGACAGGCCUGAUUGCCGGCCACGGCUUCACAAGCCCGGAGCGCACGCCUGGCCUCUUUAUCCUGUUUGACGAGGACCGCUUCGGCUUCAUCUGGCUGGAGCUCAAGUCGUUCAGCCUAUACAGCCGCCUGACCGACCAGCUGGCCCACGCCUAUGCCCCCAACAUGGAGCUCUUUGAGGCUAUGCUGCGCAACAUGCAGUCCUGGACAUCUUGAUGGGGAAGAUCCACACGUCUCAUACAAACAUGUUUACUUAGGCCCCUACACACACCCCGAUGUGUUGACUGCACCUGGAAUACCUCUAGGCCCCUAGUUUGUAAACUAUAAGUAAUUCCCAUAGUUUUUUCCUGAUUAGGUCAUGUGGUCAGGAAAAACUCUUGGCCCUAAUUAUCACUGUUAUGUAUGUAUAUUUUCCCUCUAUAGACCCUGAAAACACAACACGAUAUUUACCCUCACCUAUCCCUGUAGAAUCACUACUGUAUGCACACACAGCUUUACAACCCAAACACCUCGACACCGUCCCACAGAUUUCUGGGCCUGGACAGAAACAACCUUUAGCCCCCUACCCCUUAGGCACCUAAAAGUCCCCCUAGCCUAUCGGAGGGACAUGUGGAGAUAGUACCAUAUCGCUUAUUAUCUAAUCGUCUCUCCCUGUCCAAUGUUUCCCCUCCUCUUACCUCCACUUGACCUCAGUAUCUCUACUGCUGAGGCAUGUCCACAGGUCAUAUGAUAUGACACUAAGGCUGCGUUUACACAGGCAGCCCUAUUCUGAUAUUUUUUUCCACUAAUUCGUCUUUUGAGCAAUUUGAUCUUUUCACAUCAGAUCUUUUUCACAGCUGAAAUGACGGGUCAAAAUACCAAUUAGUAGCUGCCUGUGUAAACCCAGCCAAAGGCUUCCUCAAAAGCUUCUUAUUUAUUUUUAAACCAAAGAAGAGGAUUUGUUGACGUUUCAUCCCACAAACUCUGGAACAAAGUAUCCGUGCCUCUAUGACUGCAUUUUUAGCCAAAUUCUUUUGCUUUUUUUCACUCAUUGAUCUUUGGACCACUCAGAUCAGCUUUGAAAAAGAUCUGAUGUGAUUUGUCAAAAGACCAAUUAUUGAAAACAAAAUCAGAAUUGGGCUCCCUGUGUAAAUGCAGCCCAUGAGUUCUAACUAUAUACCAUGUCUGCAUUGCCUAGGGAUUUCCUAUUCAUUCUACUAAAGCUAUUAUUGUGUAAGUAUUUGAAUGCCUCAUGUUUGGAUGCAUGCAGCAUUUAAUUUGUUUAAUGCCACCUGUCUCUAAUUAUCUUAUUCACAAUCCGAUUAAACACUUUUGGUUUGCUGUAUAUUGCUUAUAGUUUGGUGCACAGAUGGCAUUAUGGAAUUGGAAAAGACUGCAUCUCAGGCACUUUCACUCUUUUUGUGACUCGGUCAAGGAAAUGAUACUGUAACUAUGUUAAUAUUACACAAAUGGGGCAUGUGCAUAUCAGAAAUUAUUACGUUUUAUUUGCAAAUACUUCUGAUGGAUAGUAUGUAGUAAAAUGGAAAUGUUGAAUGAAUGGAGAUUUGAAAAUUGUGUGUUUGGUACAAGCUUAUGCUGUACUGUAGCUGUAUCAGCCAUUCUUAGUUGGACUGAUAGCAUUGUCUUUUGGAUGCUUUUAAUAACAGGGUGUUAUAAAGAUAUUGCAACAUCCUCAAUAAUAAUGACCGUUUGCAAAACAUUGCACAACACAAAAUGUAAUUCAAGGUACUCUCAUACUUUACAUUAUUUACAUUGUGAAAAAUGUGUGUUUGUCUCGCAUUAACCAACAGUGGUGCCCAGGGGGUCUCCUAUUGCAAGUGAACUUUUCUAGGCAGGUCAGUGGAUGGUUGUCUCUCAACUCUUCUAUGGGUCCCUUUCCUUGACUCCUUUCCUUCAUGACCACAAAUGGACCAGGAGUGUUUUUCCACCAUAUGGCUUUCACCAGUCUUUUCCUGUCACCUGACAUGUCAGUGAUCAUGGAGGGCAGGACAUAAGGAAAAUAAGCUAGUGGGCAGUAUUGAGAUAGUGACUAUCUCAUGGAAGGCUUCAUUCAAAGCAGUACUUUUGUAUUAGACUACAGCUUUACUAACAUUAGCAAAAAACUAACUCUAUAGAGCGUAAAUAAGUAAUAUAUAUUAAUGAAAGGAAACUAUUUAAUAAGUAUGUUUUGAUAUUUUUAUUUUUGGGACUAGACAUUUUUUAAUCAUUGCUUGUUGAUUUGUGUUUUGUAAGCACAUCACUCAUCUGUUUGUAACUAAUGCUUCUGUACACCGCUGUUUAAAUGAAUGGGGUGAGACGUCAAUUUGUAAAUUGAGUCUUGCGCUUUAUAAAUUGCCAAUCCCAGUGGCACGACUCCGCUGGAAACUGUUUGACCUGGUGAACUGCUCUUAAUCUGAUUUCAGGGAGCUUUGCAGCCUACAUGCUCUUUCUCUUCUCAAUAAAAGAAACAACACAU
Molecule: messenger RNA, 3973 nt
Organism: Oncorhynchus tshawytscha (Chinook salmon)
Lineage: Eukaryota; Metazoa; Chordata; Actinopteri; Salmoniformes; Salmonidae
Product: F-box only protein 31
Exons: 9
Coding region: 1-1734 (577 amino acids)
Molecular function (GO): protein binding
Source: RefSeq, a predicted model, not a curated record